Messenger RNA from Porites evermanni, 7412 nucleotides. The record is from the annotation of a GenBank genome assembly. Lineage: Eukaryota; Metazoa; Cnidaria; Anthozoa; Scleractinia; Poritidae.
AUGGAGGUAGAGGAAAACGCAUCCGACAGGUGUAAAUGGUUCAGAGUCAAUUGGAAAUGGGGCAAAAUUGGAAACACAGAAGUUGGCAUAUUCCUGCGCUUCAACCCAGUGGUAACGCUUAUCUCCGCCGCUAUUAUCUGGGGUUUUGUGAUUUUUUGUUGCGUAAAACCCGAGGUUGCUAGCGAAGAGAUGGCCGUUUGGAUGACUUGGAUAACUGAAGUCUUUACUUGGAUGUACAUCGGUACUCAAGACGUCUGGGCCAUUUUCAUCAUUGUGCUCUACUUUUCGAAGUAUGGAAAGAUGAAACUUGGAAAACCUGACGACAAACCGGAGUUUAAUGAUCUGACGUACUUUACCAUGCUGUUUGCUGCUGGAGUAGCGAUUGGUUUAUUCUACUUCGGAGUAGGUGAGUCAUUUCAAUCAUUUUUCAGUCCAUGAAACUACAAGUUCAAAAUGUAGAAGAAGCCGGUUGCCUUCGAGCAAUGCGCGGGGGCGUCAAUAACCUGCGAUCACGCAUUUUCAGAUUUUGAAGGAGAGAGGGAAAAUGAAGAGAUAGUAGAGUUGCAGAGAGGCAUGAUCGCUGACUUGGGCGUCAAAAAUGUGUAAUAGUUGUGGGAAACGAAAGACAUCAUAUCAGAGAUGUAGACAGACUAUGAUUGCUGGCUAGGGCGUUAAAGAUGUGUUCAUGUAGGCUAAGUGGUCGGCUUUAAUUUCUGGUCAACCUCAAUGUGGAAGUUUUUAUUUUUUCAGUGUAAGGGUAAAGCAAAAGGGGUGUCCUGUUGCUCCCCCGACAUUUAACAUUCCGUUCCCUUUCCUGUUUGACAAAAGUUUGCGGUUACCAUAUCAAACACUUGUAGCCUUACGUUUUUUGGAGCGUCAUUAACAAAAUACCAGCCACAAUAUUAAACGGUGAUUUUACGCUAUAUUUAAACUCUGUUCCUGUUUGAAUUCUUCAAGAGAAGAUAACCAACACUUACAAAACAUCACAAUGAGUAAAAACACAGACUUUGCAACAUAACAUUUCCUAAGCGGACGGCUUUGUAUUCGUCGAGACACUAUUAUUCAGAUUGUUCGUUCAUUUACAAAUAAUUCUGAAAUUGAUGAGGAGGUAUUUUGUUACUGUUAAGCCAUACGCAGUGAAGUGAAACCACUUUCUGUAAAAUAAAAAAGAAUGGAAUUUACGCGCGUUCUAGAAAACAGUUGGUGGGCAUUGAACGGAGGCUCUUCUCUAAAAUGAACGGGACUAAUUUUGUUGAGUCAUCAACGCAAUCGUCAGCAAAGCCAUUGAGUUCAAUAAAAGUUCAGUCAUGCGUAAUCCCGCCGAUUCCUUUAAAUUUGUGCCCAAGGUCAUUUUUUCUCCUCCAAAGGGAAAGAAAACAACCUGUAGUAAGUUUAUGGUUACGUAAGACGUAAGAAAAUAAAACCGCGACGAAACGUCUGAAAAUUGCGAAACGGACCAAACCUUUGAAUCCUGGAAAUUUGGAGACGAAACAUUAAAUGGCAGGGAAAUUUAACGAACUUUUUACGAAAAACAAAAAAACUGGAAGUGUUUGUUUUUUAGACGUGCGACUCUCCGGACCAAAAACUCCGUAAGUUCCAGAAACAAUGUUUGAGCGAGACGUGGUCAUUACAAAUUGCUUUGAGAGCAUUCGUUAGUGUUAUUACGCAACCAAGCAAUUUUCAAGUGCUCGUAAAUUCCAUCACAGGUGAUAAUGCAAAAUGGUUCAUGCAUGACCCAUACAGUAAACAUGACUUUGCAGAUCUUUUACCGCAUUGACCUCAGUUUUCCAUUGUUUGUACCCAGGGGCAACAUACUCAAAUGAUAUCAAACAUUUUUUUUGGCUGCAAAAUAAUUUAUUUGAUACUUAAAAUUACAAGGAGUAGCCUGAGUUUUUUUCCAAAUCUGACUUCUCUCCUUUAUUGUCAUAACAGCUGAGCCAAUUUUUCAUUACGCGCCAGGAGAGUACGGAAAUCGUUACUAUGGGAGGUAAGUACAAGUGAAUUAAAUAUGGAUAGUGCGGCCGGCUGUUGUCAAAUUUGAGUUUACCAAAUGAAUGUAUAAUUAUGUAUAUUUGCCACUGUAUUGACCUAAAAAAAGAUUUUUGCAAACUUCCCUUGAUGUAAAUCAUGUAAAGACAUUUUGCAUCACGUGAUGGCUCACCAGCCGGUGGUUAGGUUUUCUCUUCAAGAGUGUGUACUACACAGGAAGGAACGCCUUCCACCCUCAUUUGUGUCUCCUUAUAUAUUUCAUAAUUUAGUCAACGAUUGGUGGGUGUUCAUGAUUUUGCUUUUUGCAGUCUUAAGAGUUGUUUUAAUAUGCUUAGCAUGAUGGUCCUUGAUCACCAGUGUUUUAUCCGCAGCUUACUUUAGCGCCUGAAACGAGUAGUGGUUUGGCGCUAUUAAUUUUCAGAUUAAUUAUAAAAUUAUAAAAUUAUUUUUAUAAAUUAGUUAGUUGCUCUACUUUCUGUUGGAAUGGCUUAUGUUUUCUUUCGCGUACUUCAAUCCUUUUGCACAAUCUUUGUUGGUAUUACAGUUAUUAUUGAAGUCUAAGGUGGCUGCGAAGGCCGCUUACUUCUGUUGCCAAAUUAGAAAUGAGGUUCCUCUGAUGCUGCAAGAAGAAACAUGAAAAGGUGCAAAAGAAAGAUCCCUCAGCAAAACCAGCUUACGUUUCCCUUACGGAAUGGUCGUUCGUCUAUGCCAUUAACAACAAUAUCAGUCCAUAAAAUAUAGUAAAACGCCGCGAAGAAUUGAAGAACCUAGGAUUUAAGAACCUGCUGGCAGAAAUUUGUCAUUUUAAUACUCCAAAAUAUAAUAACCAGUUUAGCCAAGAAAAAUCAACAGGUUCUUAUAUGUAGGGUUAGACUACAUUUUCAUAAAUAUUUUGACCAAAAGUCUUGCUUUGAUAUGGGAAAUUUAUAUUACAUUAUAUAAUAAAUGUAUAAUGUAUACAACCAUUGUUGAAAAAUGCAUAUAUAUGUUCUACCUGUUAACCUAGUUUUGUUAGAUUUUCGGGAAAUAAAUGCCUAUUAUGAAGGACAAAUACCAUUUAUAGUAAUUUCUUGUAAUCAACAACAAUAUCCUUCAUAAAAAUUAAGAACCUAAUUAAGAACCUAUUUAGCCUAAACUUCCAAUAAGUACUUCAAACUAUAAGAAUCUAUUUUGCCAAACUUCAAAAAAUGUAGGUUCUUCUUCGCGACGUUUUACUGUAAUUUGUUUUACUUUUCUUUCUGUGGCGAUCGUAUAAUGCUCAGAGUGAUUAAUUAUUUCUUUGUUUCAUGUUAGAUACAAUGAUAAUUUGCGAGCCCAGGACGCCAUUAACCUGACCUUAUUUCAUUGGGGACUCCACGGAUGGAUUGUGUAUGUUGUAGUCGGACUCCUCUUGGCUUUUGUGGGUUACAGAAAAGGCCUACCCAUGACCUUACGUUCCUGUUUCUACCCCCUCAUCGGUGACAAGAUCUAUGGAUGGAUAGGUGAUGCUACAGACGUUAUGUCUGUGGUUUGUACCAUGUUCGGCGUCUGCACCAGUCUUGGUCUUGGCGCCAUGCAGCUGAAUACUGGUUUCAAACGCCUGAAUUCAUCAAUUGAGCUCUCGACAACUAACCAGAUUAUUAUUAUUUGGGCAGUGACAGCUUGUGCCACGGCUUCAGUGGUGAGUGGGCUUAAGCUUGGAAUACGACGUCUUAGUGAGAUCUGUUUCGCCCUGGGCAUGUUCAUCAUGAUGGUCGGUAUUUUUGCUGAUGACACCUGGCAUAUAUUGAACGUGUAUGUGCAGAGCAUCGGGUACUACUUCCAGUGGAUUAUACAAAUCGGUUGGCACACAGAUGCCUUCGCACAGCUUGGAAAUGCCCCAGACGGUAAAGAAGCCAAAGGCUGGAUGGCUGACUGGACCAUCUUCUACUGGGGUUGGUGGAUUGCCUGGUGUCCGUUCGUGGGCAUGUUCAUUGCUAAGAUCUCCAAAGGAAGAACCAUUCGACAGUUCAUUAAUGGCACGAUGACUGCACCCAUGUUGUACAGCUUUUUAUGGUUUUGCAUUUUUGGAAGUGCAGGCUUGAAAAUGGAGCGUAAUGCUGCCCUUGCUAACAUCACUUGCGAUUCCAAACUGGGUGGUAAAACUUCUACCGAGUCAUUUAACGGGCUUUACCGUUUGUCCUGCCGAACAAAGGAAGAAAUGUGGUUUGACGUCAUGGAACAAUAUGGCGACCUUGGGACCUUCCUGUCAGUACUCUCGCUGAUUGGCAUAAUACUUUAUUUCGUCACCAGUUCUGAUAGUGGUUCCCUGGUCAUCGACUGUCUUUCAGCUAACGGCGACCAUGAGCCUCCUGUUCUGCAGCGUAUCUUUUGGGCCCUGACAGAAGGCGCAACUGCAACAGCUCUGCUAAAUGCUGGCGGAACGAAGGGUCUUGUAGCACUGCAGACCAUGUCGAUUGCAGCUGGAGUGCCCUAUACCAUAUUACUGUGUAUCAUGUGUGUGGCGUUAUGGCGAGCCUUGAAGAUGGAAGACGGGGAUCUUGAUCCACAUGGUCCACAGUUCACCACCGGCCUCUUAGAUGUCAUAAGCAAGCCAACAGGAGAAAGCUUGAAAAAAGUCCUAGUGGCCGUCUUUGCACCAUGGUACUCAAUGGGAAAUGCUGCCUACAAGAUUGGUGGCAAGCAGACAAGUCGUUGGGUGUACUGGCUGGUCUUGGCCAUUCCAUUCUACACCUGGAUCAUCCUGAUGGCACUGGAACCUGUUGUGAAAGCGAUCUCCUACGUUGGCUGGACAAUACUCUUUGCCUUCUUCGCCUACGGAACAGCUAUCCGAUAUACCAUGCGAGAGAAGUUUAGCAUCCAUGGCAACGCCGCUGAAGAUUUCUUCGCGGUGAUGCUCUUGUACCCGUUUGCAGCCUUCCAGAUGGAACACCACAUGGAUCACCAGUAUGAUUUGAGCAAGCCAGGCUACCAAGGGGAAAAUCUUGAGUACGUGGGGAAUGGCAAAGGUGAUCUAUCAGCUAACGGAUAUGGAGCGCCACCUAUGCCCCUUGACGAUUUGAGCAAGAGAGAGGUCCAUUAUAACCCAGCUGCGUAUGAUGCCAAAGUUUGAAGUAUAAUAUUUCAUGAACUGCGUAUUUUCCUUGUAACUGUGGAAGUGAAGCUCCGUAUUUAUCGGCAGGUUUUAGAGAACUUUUAUGUUGUAUUUGUUCAAUGUAAAAAUGCUUCGCUAUUAGCAAAUGUAAAGGAAUUUCUGGGUUCUGGCAAGCUCUUUUUGCCUCCUUGGCCAGUUAUUCAGUCGUCCUUUAAUCAGUUAACUUGUUUCCGCAUCACAAUUCCUAAGCUAUGAUUAGGGAGAUUAUGCUACGAAGGCAGGAGCGGCAAAGUCCAGACCACAAUCGUUUUACAGUCGAACCUCUGUAUAUAACGAAGUCCUCCACGAUUUUCUUUACCCCCAGUAAAAGUAACACAUAUGGAAAAGGACCUCGAUGUAACGAAACUUCCUUACAGCGAACAAUUUUUACCAGUCGUUAUGUGGAGGUUCCACUGUAAUAAGAAAAAAAACAUAGACAAGUGCAUCACACUUUUACAAAAUCUCUUUUCCGUCAAUGCGCAACCAUGACGUGAAUCUUCCUGAUUUUAUAGGGGACGUAAACUUACGUUGUACGUAGGAGACUAUCUUAAUUGUUAAUCCUUUCACUGCCAAAUUUAGCCAAAAGCAAAUUUCAACCAAAUUUCCCAAUUUCAUUUUGUGAAAUUUUGAAAAAUAAAUAGCACCAUGCGUAAGUACAGGCAGAGAGGUUUCAUUUGAAUGGUCACAUCAUAGGAUUUCGUCAGCAGACUCAAAUGUUAGAGUCACCUUACAAAACUCCAUCAAGUACUCCGGCAGUGAAAGGGUUAAAAAGAUGUUGAAUGCGUUCCCUGAUGGACAAAUUCAACUCUAGGAGAAUCAGCUUACAUUUAAUUAUUAAGCAAGGAAAGUCAUUGCCGCGAAAACGAUCAAUUAGUGAAGUUUUUGUUCGCCGCUGUCGUCGUACUGAUUACGUAAACUCCCUCUUUUGAUUCAAGAAGUUAAUGGUCUCUUAUUUGAGAACUGAAGAAAGCAAAGAGAAUUUUUUUGUGAUCUCUAGGCAAAAACAAGGGCUACAAGAGAACAUAUACAUACAAAUGUAUAGUGUAACAUUUUAGGAAGAUGCAACAAAUACCACUUGGUAUGAAAUGAGUUAAUUGAUAGUAUUAGAUUUUAAUGCGCGCAUAGUCGUUUGCUUCAAUUUUUAUGGUAGAAAUGUAUGUAAAUUUGGUCAUUACGGCUCUCUAAUAGUAAUUAGAGAGCCGAGACCUAUUAGCUGAUUUUGUCAUUGUACAGUCCAAUUGUUUUGGUUUUGGUACUCCCUACAAACGAAUAGAAGUGUUUUUGGUAAGGAAAAGUAGUGUAGCAGCUCUAUGAUUUAAACAUGUAGCAGCUCAUUUUUAGUUUGUGGACUAGCGGUAUUGUUUCGGUGUUUUUUUCUCUAUUGCUCUUUGCAAACUUAGUAGUCCAAUCAAGUGAGACCUCCCGAGGUUUGCUACCGCAUCACACUCUAAGGGUUGAUUUCCAAUGUCGCGUAAUUUUUACGUGCGUACGCACGUGACAUUUACGCGCGUAAAUGAAAUAGGGACGAUGUAUGAAAGGCGGCGCGUAAACGUAAAGUUGAGCGCGCUAGGUUCAACUUUGACGUUCACGCGCGACCUCACGGCAUGCAUUGUCUCUAUUUUAGUUACGCGCGUAAAAAUUACCCUACAUUGGAAAUCCGCCUUAAAGAAUGGCUCUUAUCAGCUCACUUCUAAUUCCUUUAAUUUUGAUACUGCUUUGGAAACUGAAAUUCUUUUUACAACGCAAGACCGUAUUCCCAAUGUUUGGGAAAUUUUUGUAACUUACUUUUCUUAGUUUACGUUCAUGACAAGCCUUAACAACCGAAACUAUCCUGGGAAGUUACGUUUCUUUGUUUUGUUUGACAAGCCUUAACAACCGAAACUACCCAGUUUGCCUGCAAAUAUUUCUAUUAUCCCUUUUGCAUUGAGUUUGCAUGUUUUUAACCCUGGAAGGUUAAUGAUUUAAAUCUAAGUUUAAAAUUCACUCUUGUAGUAAUGAUUUUUUAAUGAGCAGUAAAGAACAUUCGAGCAUAAUGUUGUGUUUUAGGGUACUUCUUUUUCAGAUAUCAAAUUAUUAAGGCUAUAAUGCAUGAAUACUGCGUCAUCAAUCAUUUGAGGGUAACAAUCUUAAAGCUUUUGAUUCUCGUCUGUAUAACAAGUGUUUUGUGAGAACUGACGAUAGAGCCCCACCUUUCAUUCGAAGAAGACCACUCCAUUACUUCAAUUUAAGAUUAUCACCUUUAAUUAUCACCUUAAUAUCCAUAUUUUGCCUUUUGUCCAUUUGCCAUUUACAUAUCUCUCAAAAUACACCU